AUGGACUACUCCCUGAGGCUUGCGGCCAUGAACUUGGUUCCUCCGCGCCGCCUCUCCACCUCGUCGCUCUCCUCCACCGGCUCCUCGCUGCUCGAGGACUCCGAGGACGAUCUGUUGAGCGACAGCGAGAGCCGGAGCCGCGGCAACGUGCAGCUGGAAGCGAGCGAGGACUCGGGGCAGAAGAGCCACUGGCAGAAGAUCCGGACCAUGGUGAAUCUGCCGGUCAUGAGCCCUUUCAAGCGGCGUUACUCCUGGGUGCAGCUGGCGGGGCACACAGGGAGUUUCAAGGCGGCUGGCACCAAUGGGCUAAUCCUGAAGCGCAGCUCGGAGCCGGAACGCUUGUGCCUGGCACGGCUGAUGGUGGAUGCGCUGCAGGGCUGCGUGCCAGCCUUCCACGGGGUGGUGGAGCGCGACGGUGAGAGCUACCUUCAGCUGCAAGACCUGCUGGAUGGCUUCGACGGGCCCUGCGUGCUUGACUGCAAGAUGGGUGUCAGGACGUACCUGGAGGAGGAGCUGACCAAAGCCCGGGAGCGACCCAAGCUGCGGAAGGACAUGUACAAGAAGAUGCUGGCGGUGGACCCUUCGGCGCCCACGGAGGAGGAGCAUGCGCAGCAUGCUGUCACCAAGCCGCGCUACAUGCAGUGGCGGGAAAGUAUCAGCUCCAGCACCACGCUGGGCUUCCGCAUCGAGGGCAUCAAGAAAGCCGAUGGCUCCUGCAGCACGGACUUCAAGACUACAAGGAGCCGAGAGCAGGUGACUCGAGUCUUUGAAGAGUUUGUGCAAGGAGAUGCUGAAGUACUGAGGAGGUAUCUGAAUCGCCUGCAGCAGAUCCGGGACACCCUGGAGGUCUCUGAGUUCUUCCAGAGGCAUGAGGUGAUCGGCAGCUCCCUCCUCUUCGUGCAUGACCACUGCCAUCGCGCUGGCGUGUGGCUCAUUGACUUCGGCAAGACCACGCCCCUCCCCGACGGCCAGACCUUGGACCACAGGCUGCCCUGGGAGGAGGGCAAUCGUGAAGACGGCUACUUGCUGGGAUUGGACAAUCUCAUUGGCAUCCUGGCCAGCCUGGCCGAGAGAUGAGGUUGUGCCUCUAUCUCCACUUGGCUUGGCAGAUCUGACUGACAGACCUGCGGCUUCAUCCAGGCGGUGCAUGCCGGGGAGAGACCUGGAGAGCCCUCCACCCGCCGGGCUGGCGGGUUAAUUCACAAGGCCCUAGGGGCCAGGUGACAGCUACAGAGGGGCAGCUCUGCAAAUGUGGGGGUGGGAGGGAGGGCUUGCGCUCCCAGGGACCCCAGUGUUCCCAGAGGUGAAUGACACUACUUUGUGGGGAAGGGGGCACAAUGGGCUGCUUCCUCAGUUGGGCUUUUCUGAAGCAGGGUGGGAGGGUGUCUGCUCUCUGGGGACCAGAUCAUCCAUUUUACUUAACAGGCACUGCUAGCCAAUCUGCCCCGCCACCCACACUACAACGGCCUGCCCUUCCCAAUAAAAUCAAAGAUCCCAGCAUGCCUCCUUCCCA
Messenger RNA from Echinops telfairi (small Madagascar hedgehog), 1513 nucleotides. It is a transcript of the gene ITPKA, whose product is annotated as inositol-trisphosphate 3-kinase A. Bases 1 to 1077 code for a protein of 358 amino acids. The transcript is spliced from 8 exons. Gene Ontology annotation, cellular component: cytoplasm; nucleus. The record is from RefSeq and is a predicted model, not a curated record. NCBI's taxonomy places the organism in Eukaryota, Metazoa, Chordata, Mammalia, Afrosoricida, Tenrecidae. Gene Ontology annotation, biological process: inositol phosphate biosynthetic process. Gene Ontology annotation, molecular function: inositol tetrakisphosphate kinase activity; inositol-1,4,5-trisphosphate 3-kinase activity.